Molecule: messenger RNA, 231 nt
Organism: Paramecium tetraurelia
Lineage: Eukaryota; Ciliophora; Oligohymenophorea; Peniculida; Parameciidae
Exons: 1
Source: RefSeq, a predicted model, not a curated record
AUGAAAUUAAACAGUGUGGAGAUACAGGGUGCUUAUAAUAGUUAUACUAGAGUGUAUACUCUCCCGUAGACUCAAAUAUAUUCAAUUUAAGGUGUCGAAGCGCCCUCAACAAUGAAAUUAAUCAAAGUUUGUGAAUACAGCCUUAAGGUUUUGGGAGAGAGUAUAUUUAUCACAAAUUGUAGUACCAUCUUCACAUUAAGUAUAAUCAAGCAUGCAAAACGCAAGACCUGA